AUGUUACUUGGACUGCUGACAGCCAACAAACAUUUGCAGAAGCUUUUUAGGAAAGAUAAAAAAGGUAUGCUUUCGACUCUUUAGUGUAUCCAUGCAGUACAGUACCUAUCUUAUCCUCAACCAUGUCAAUAAAGUAGAUUUUAUCUCGGUUUGCGUCACUCUGUUUUAUAUUAUACCAAAACUACAUAUUUUGAUAGCUGCCUAUACAGGGUGUAUAAAAAAACUGCACAGAUUUGAAAUUUGCUCUUAAAUUCGCAAAACAGCUAUUAGUAUCCAGUUUUUUUUUAUGUAUAUAGCUUCUUUGGCUACUUAUAAUGUAGAAAAAUGGAAAAAAAAUUCUCGAACUCAAAUUUUGUGAACCAGGGGUGUGUGUCUUUUCCAACAAACUAAAAAUGGCUUGCGCACGAAAUUUAAAAGCUCUAAUCAUAUUUUAAGUUAACAGAUGGAAAGUUUGUUGGGUGUUUAAUUACUGUACAAAAUUUCAGACAAUUUGCUUCAGUUUACGCCCUUUAUUGACCAUUCACGCAAACUUACAUUUUUUCUUAAAAAAUCACCAUUUGCAUGCUAAUCAAUGCCUUUGCCUAAUUUGCAUAUGUCAGCAAUAUGCAAAUUAGGUAAAGGCAUUAAUUAAGCAUGCGAAAGGCUAAUUUUUUAGAGAAAAAUGAAUAGUUAAAGGCUUAAACUAAAGCAAAUUGUCUGAAAUUUUGUACAGUAAUUAAAAACCCAACAAAUGUUCCAUCUAUCAACUCAAAAUAUGAUUUUAUCAAAAUAGAUUUUAUCUCGGUUUGCGUCACUCUGUUUCAUAUUAUAUCAAAACUACAUAUUUUGAUAGCUGCCUAUAUUAAAGAUUGAUAUGAAACCAUGAAUUAUUUUAAAUAAAUAACAAUCAUUUUUAUUCAACACAAUAAUAAUAAUAAUAUGAACAUGUAAUUGUUCGUAUUUCCCAAAUGGUUAAAUGCGUUUUAUUGGCAAUUUGGUAAGAUGAUAAUAUUGUUACAACUUGUGGAAAAGCUACACGCUUGUUGCGAACACAUCCUGUUGACGAGAUGUUGUGUAAUUGAUGGUUUAAAUUACUGCUUGAAACUAGGCUGCUUGGGUGGUCGUUUGUCGAUUGAAUAGUUAGAUGAUGGCUUGUUCAAUAACAGAAUAACUGAUAUAAUUAUUUAAUAGUUCCAGCUUUGGCAUGGAAAGAUAUUAUAUCCAACCACAGUGUGCCUUCUGAAAUCGACUGUGCAUUUAACUGUGGUAAUGAGCCAAUAUGUGCUGGAUUUAAAUACAAAUUUGGUACACUGAACAGUCCAUCAGUAAACUGCCAACUCAGCAACACUACUGGCAAGAACAACAUGGCAAAUUAUGAUGAUCAGGGCUGGGUGUUUUUUAUCGAUGAUACAAAAAAAAUGGUACGUAUACUUAAAUUAUGUGUGCAAUAACUCUUGAAACAAUAGCGUGAUUCCUUUUUAUCUCCAUGUUUCAUUGUUUAUAUAUUUAAUUCGGGUUUUUUUUUCAAUAAAGCCGUGCAACCAACAGUGAUGUAUUUAGUGCGUCACUUAGUAUUAGCAAAUAUACAAAACUUAGAAAAAAUAUUGUUGGUAUGAUACAAAAAAGUUACUGUUAAGUGCAUGUUAACAGCUAUAACCUAAGCAUUACCUAACCUAAAGGUUACUGUAAACCUAACAGCAACUUGGUUUCCUUCAGUCGAACCGGCCUAAUACACUUUUACUAUAUUAUAAAAGCGCUUUAUAGUUGAAAAUGUAUUAAUUAUAGAAACAUUACAGUCAUACAUGCACAACUGAGAAAGAAAUGACUACAACGCCUGGUAUUCCUACAACUAAGAAAGAAAUGACUACAACGCCUGGUAUUCCUACAACUAAGAAAGAAAUUACUACAACGCCUGAUAUUCCUACAACUAAGAAAGAAAUUACUACAACGCCUGAUAUUCCUACAACUAAGAAAGAAAUGACUACAACGCCUGGUAUUCCUACAACUAAGAAAGAAAUGACGACAACGCCUAGUAUUCCUACAACUGGUAAGUGCAACGCAAAUUUUAAAUUAAAUAUCUUCAUAUUUUAGUAUUUCGAAAUUCGAAUUAUAUAGAGAAUAAAGGCGGAUUUCCAGUCCUCGCACGAAGCUCCUCACAGCUCGCUGCGAGUGCUUGCAUCUAAUUAAAAUUAACUGUUUAGCAUUGUGAUUGGAUGAAAGUGCUCAUGCAUGCACUCGCAGCGAGGAGCUUCGUGCGAGGACUGGAAAUCCGCCUUAACACAUGGGUGCGCGGAAAUACCAGAUUUAUUUCGAGUGUUGAACAUGAUAUCUCACGCCCCCCGCUCACCAACAACUUUGGGAAAAGAAAUAUUAAUUAGCGACUGAAAUGUUGUCGGCAAAUGCGAUACUACCCCAACCUCAGCCUGUUUGCUACGGUCCUGGGCAGACGGUAUCCACGAAGGAUUACUCAAAAGGCGAGUCGUCUGCCAUGCAGGGUAUGCUGGGAUAAGUAAAAAUCUAUCUUCAUAAUGAUCCAUUUCAUUUCUUGAAAUUUAUUUAGUCCUGCCACAACAUAGUGAAUGCUCCGGCUAUUCAUGGCUGAAAGAGAGCAGCAGAAACCAGAAAUAUCGACAACCCCAACACAAUUGUGACGACGGUCUUUCAGGAUGGUACAGAUUUGGAGAAGGAGCUGGGAUUAAAAUGGCAUCAUCGUGUGUACCUUGGAGGAGUUGUGGAACUAAUGGCCCAGGUUGGAUGAAUGGUGCUCACCCUACAGUUGCUGAUAGAAACGUGACCAGGAAAGUGUGUUACACUAGGAAAGAUGAUUGUUGUUCGCGGUCAAAUAACAUCGAGGUUGUGAAUUGUGGACAGUAUUAUGUUUACAAACUAAGCCCUCCUCCUUUGUGUAACUACAGAUAUUGUGGAUCAGAUAAUUGA
Molecule: messenger RNA, 2916 nt
Organism: Paramuricea clavata
Lineage: Eukaryota; Metazoa; Cnidaria; Anthozoa; Malacalcyonacea; Plexauridae
Source: the annotation of a GenBank genome assembly